UUUGAUUGAAGUUUUUUUUAAUGGCAUCAUGCAGUCUUUCUUUCCAGCGAUGACAAAAAUUGUUGGCACCCUUGGCCCAAAGUCACGAUCAGUUGAUAUAAUUUCCCGUUGCCUUGAUGCAGGAAUGUCUGUGGCGAGGUUAGACUUCUCAUGGGGUGAUCCAGAAUACCAUCAGGAGACAUUGGAAAAUUUGAGAGCUGCUAUCAAAAGAACCAAGAAACUCUGUGCGGUUAUGCUAGAUACUAUGGGUCCAGAAUUACAGAUUGUGAAUAAGACUGAGCAGCCAAUCACCCUUGAAGAAGACACAUUGGUUGUCUUAACUCCAGAUCAAAACAAAGAAGCUAGUUCAAAACUCUUGCCACUAAAUUUUAGUGGGUUAUCGAAGGCUAUUAAGAAGGGUGAUACUAUUUUUAUCGGAAAAUACCUCUUCACUGGAAGUGAAACAGCUUCAGUAUGGCUGGAGGUCAGUGAGGUGAAUGGUGAUGAUAUCUCCUGCCUCGUAAAAAACACUGCCACACUCUCGGGACCAUUGUUUACUGUCCAUGUCUCUCAGAUUCAUAUUGAUCUUCCUAGUCUCACUGAUAAGGAUAAGGAGGUGAUACGUACAUGGGGUGUUCGAAACAAUAUAGACAUCCUUUCAUUAUAUACCAGGCACGCUCAAGAUAUUUGCCAUGCGCGUGAAUUUCUCUCUAAUUUGGGUGACAUUAAGCAGACGCAUAUUUUUGCGAAGAUUGAAAACAUAGAAGGACUGACAAAUUUUGAUGGGAUAUUGAAAGAAGCAGAUGGCAUCAUCCUCGCCCGUGGAAAUUUAGGGAUAGAACUCCCACCUGAGAAGGUUUUCUUAUUCCAAAAAGCUGCUAUUUACAAGUGUAACAUGGCUGGAAAGCCAGUUGUUGUUACACGUGUUGUGGACUCUAUGACUGAUAAUCUAAGACCUACUCGUGCUGAAGCAACCGAUGUUGCCAAUGCAGUGUUGGAUGGAAGCGAUGCAAUUCUCCUUGGAGCUGAGACCCUUCGGGGACAAUACCCUGUAGAGACCAUUUCAACAGUUGGAAAAAUAUGUGCUGAGGCAGAGAAAGUUCAUAAUCAAGAUUUGUAUUUUAAGAAGGCUGUAAAACAUGUGGGAGAGCCAAUGAGCCACUUGGAAGCAAUUGCUUCCUCAGCGGUUCGAGCAGCUAUCAAGGUUAGGGCAUCUGUUAUUAUUUGCUUCACUUCAUCUGGAAGAGCUGCAAGAUUGAUUGCUAAGUACAGACCAACCAUGCCUGUAAUAUCUGUUGUAGUUCCCCAGUUGAGGACAAAUCAACUCAAAUGGACUUUCACCGGUGCUUUUGAGGCUAGGCAAUCACUUAUUGUGAGAGGUCUUUUCCCUAUGCUGGCAGAUCCUAGCCACCCGGCUGAGACUAAAAGUGGGACAAAUGAAUCAAUUUUGAAGGUUGCUUUAGACCAUGGGAAGGCUUUUGGCAUAGUAAAACCACAUGACCGAGUUGUUGUUUGCCAGAAACUGGGUGACUCUUCAGUUGUGAAGAUUAUUGAGCUGGAAGAUUGAUUACAACUUUCUGAACCUCUUCAUUUUAGCAUUUAUUUUUAGUUAAAGAAAAAUAAUAGACAAAUGAGAUGAUAUUGUAGAGGUUGCUCCACUCAUUUUGUUGCUGAACUGAGUCCUGUAAUCCAGUUCAUUGCUGAGUGAUAUAGAGUGGAAAGGAUAUUUUGUUGAGCGGUUGUUUUAAUAGGCAAUCACAGUUUUGAGUUAUUAAUGGCGUGAACAUCGAAAAACCUUACAUAAUUAUUUUCCAAAUUUCUUUCA
Molecule: messenger RNA, 1804 nt
Organism: Vigna umbellata (rice bean)
Lineage: Eukaryota; Viridiplantae; Streptophyta; Magnoliopsida; Fabales; Fabaceae
Source: RefSeq, a predicted model, not a curated record